GGGCCCGCAGCCCCCGCAGCAUGGCCGAGCCGCCCGCGGCAGCGCCGGCCCCCGAGGGCGAGGAGGGCCCGGUGCGCUUCGCCCGCAAGGGCGCCCUGCGGCAGAAGAACGUGCACGAGGUGAAGAACCACAAGUUCACGGCGCGGUUCUUCAAGCAGCCCACCUUCUGCAGCCACUGCACCGACUUCAUCUGGGGCUUCGGCAAGCAGGGCUUCCAGUGUCAAGUUUGCUGCUUCGUGGUGCACAAGCGGUGCCAUGAGUUCGUCACCUUCUCGUGCCCCGGCGCUGACAAGGGCCCUGCCUCGGAUGAUCCCCGGAGCAAACACAAAUUUAAAAUCCACACGUACUCCAGCCCCACCUUCUGUGACCACUGCGGCUCCCUGCUCUACGGGCUCAUUCACCAGGGGAUGAAGUGUGACACCUGCAUGAUGAACGUGCACAAGCGCUGCGUGAUGAACGUGCCCAGCCUGUGCGGGACGGACCACACGGAGCGCCGGGGCCGCAUCUACAUCCGCGCCGACAUCGACAAGGACGUGCUCACCGUCGUAGUAAGAGAUGCUAAAAACCUAGUUCCUAUGGACCCUAACGGCUUGUCAGAUCCCUACGUGAAGCUGAAACUCAUCCCCGACCCCAAAAACGAAAGCAAACAGAAGACCAAAACUAUCAAGUGCUCCCUGAAUCCUGAGUGGAACGAGACAUUUAAAUUCCAGCUGAAGGAGGCAGACAAGGACAGGCGGCUGUCCGUGGAGAUCUGGGACUGGGAUCUGACCAGCAGGAACGACUUCAUGGGCUCCCUGUCCUUCGGCAUCUCCGAGCUGCAGAAGGCAGGAGUGGAUGGAUGGUUCAAGCUGCUCAGCCAGGAGGAGGGCGAGUACUUCAACGUGCCCGUGCCUCCCGAGGGCGAGGAAGGCAACGAGGAGCUGAGGCAGAAAUUCGAGAGAGCCAAGAUCGGGACGGGCUCCAAGGCUGCGGAUGAGAAGACCAGAAAUGCCAUUUCCAAACUGGACAACAACGGCAGCCGGGACCGCAUGAAGCUCUCGGAUUUCAACUUCCUGAUGGUGCUGGGCAAAGGGAGCUUUGGCAAGGUGAUGCUGGCCGAGAGGAAGGGCACGGACGAGCUGUACGCUGUGAAGAUCCUGAAGAAGGACGUGGUGAUCCAGGACGACGACGUGGAGUGCACCAUGGUGGAGAAGCGCGUGCUGGCGCUCUCGGGGAAGCCUCCGUUCCUGACCCAGCUCCACUCCUGCUUCCAGACCAUGGAUCGCUUGUAUUUUGUGAUGGAAUACGUGAACGGCGGGGACCUGAUGUACCAGAUCCAGCAGGUCGGGAGGUUCAAGGAGCCCCACGCUGUAUUCUACGCAGCAGAAAUAGCCAUCGGGCUCUUCUUCCUGCAGAGCAAAGGCAUCAUUUAUCGAGACCUGAAGCUGGACAAUGUGAUGCUGGACAGCGAGGGACACAUAAAGAUCGCCGACUUUGGCAUGUGCAAGGAGAACAUCUGGGACGGGGUGACCACCAAGACCUUCUGUGGCACCCCGGACUACAUCGCGCCCGAGAUCAUCGCCUACCAGCCCUACGGGAAGUCGGUGGACUGGUGGGCGUUCGGAGUGCUGCUCUACGAGAUGCUGGCUGGCCAGGCUCCCUUCGAGGGAGAAGACGAGGACGAGCUCUUCCAGUCCAUCAUGGAGCACAACGUCGCCUACCCCAAGUCCAUGUCCAAGGAGGCAGUGGCCAUCUGCAAAGGGCUGAUGACCAAGCACCCCGCCAAGCGCCUGGGCUGCGGCCCCGAGGGGGAGCGGGACAUCAAGGAGCACGCCUUCUUCCGCUACAUCGACUGGGACAAGCUGGAGCGCAAGGAGAUCCAGCCCCCCUUCAAGCCAAAGGCUUGCGGCCGCGACGCUGAAAACUUCGACCGGUUUUUCACCCGCCACCCGCCCGUGCUAACGCCUCCCGACCAGGAAGUCGUCGGGAACAUUGACCAGUCAGAAUUCGAAGGGUUUUCCUUCGUUAACUCUGAGUUUUUUAAGCCUCAAGCCAAGAGCUAAGUUGCUGUGCAGAUCUCAUCCCUGCAUCGUCGGUUCCAGCCGCUGUUGUGGUGACAUUCCAUCGCAGAACUCGCAUCCAUGGCCUUGCUUUAGUGACCACAUUUCCAGUGUCUUCAUCCAUGGCCUUGCUUUAGUGACCACAUUUCCAGUGUCUUCAUCCAUGGCCUUGCUUUAGUGACCACAUUUCCAGUGUCUUCCUGGUACUUGGGGUGUCGCUGGAGGGAGUGAUGUGCAAGAAAUGCUGCAAGUGGGCUUUUGUAACAUUUUGUUUGUAGAAAAUGGGAACAGCUCAGUGGGUGACAGAAUGAAAAGGGUGACACGGUGACAGCUGGGAGGAAUCCCUUCAUCAUGUGCUUUAAUUCCUGCUCUUUCCUUUUUCUAGUGUUUUAGAUAGUCAUGAAAAUUUAAUAUUUAGCUUUCUUAGCCUUAGUGGCAAGUCAAUAUUUUUAAUGAGACCAUUCCCCAGAGUCUCUCUCCUCCCAAAGGCUCUGGAGAGCCAAAGUGCUGGUUCUGGCUCCUUUUUUGGCCAUGUCCUGCUGGGUGUCCAGCCCUACCACAGCUCCCCUUCCCUGCACCAAGGCUUUGGGUCAGCUGGGUCUCCAGCAGUGGGAUAAGUUAUUUGGGAAGGCAGAGCUGCCGUUGGCAAAGAUUUCUCCUGAUUGUGCUGUUUCUAAGUAGCGUUUUUUAGAAUCAAACAUGCCGUGGUAAAUGGGGAAUUUGGAAGAGCUGGUUUUGAAUCCAUGGUCACCCCAGUAAACACCACCAACAUCCAUUCCGUAGCGAAGCUUUUUCUUCUUUUCAAAUGCCAAAGCCAUUGGUGGAGUUUGUUGCCUGUGCUUUGAAUGUGUCAAAAAUGGUAUUGACCCAAACGGGAGAUACUUAACUCUGACCAGAAUUGUGAAUUCUGAUAUGAAGCGUGUGAAGAAGCUUGUUACAAUGGAUAAUUCUGUCCUUAAAAAUUGCUCGAGUUUUGUUUCUGGCAUCAAAGGAAACCUUUCAGGAAGGGUGAGUUUCUCUUGAAAGGACAACAAUCACGCUGCUUCCUUUUAUACCCUUGCAGAUGUUCGUGGGCUGUCACUGUAUCAAUCUGCUUGAUUUGUAAUGUGCCAAUUUAUUUUUUUCUGAUACUGGUUAUAAAAUAAAAGGUGAGAAAACCCGCCCCAGAAA
Molecule: messenger RNA, 3209 nt
Organism: Lonchura striata (white-rumped munia)
Lineage: Eukaryota; Metazoa; Chordata; Aves; Passeriformes; Estrildidae
Source: RefSeq, a predicted model, not a curated record